UAUAACUAGCUCAGCCUCACGAAGUCUUGACGAGGGUACAACUAGAUUAAGAUAAGCUACUGGAAUCUUUCACAGCAGAACCUUAGAAAAAGACGCCUAACCUCUCGUAGUAACCGACAGGACCACUGCAGAGAUGAUAUCAAACGACUACCCUCGACUGGUAACCACUAACACCUGGUCAUACCCCAAACCUUGCCAUAAACCAGGGUACCAGGGCUACAUCCCCACUCUAAACCACAUGUACGGUGAAACAUUUGGCAAUGCUACUGAGAAGUAUUUCUUGGACCAGCGGAGCAAAACACUAAACAGUUCUACAUAUCCUGCCAAAAGGGGAGGGACACCGAUAACGGAGUUCCCUAAGAUCUACACAGACCCGAGGCUGGUGAUAGGAACCAGAGACAGGACCAGGGAGAGGUGGAGAUCUCCACCCAACUACAGGAUGAUCAACUACUCUUCAGACCUUACUAACCGCAACCAGGACAUUCAGAAAAUGAACGAAGACUUGAUACAGAAGCAGAGAGAGGUGUACAAAGAUAAAACAGGGUGCAAUUCCCGGAUACAGUUCUUUGUGCUGCCGAACCCUACAGACUGUGAAAGGUUCAGAAAAGUGGAGCAAUACAAGUACAAGAAAAACAACAUGGAUAACGAAGCCACGACGAAUGCCGUACGUUUUGCAAUGAACGGCAGAAACAUAGCGAGCUCGUUUGACGAUAAGAGAAGCGACGUAAGAACUAGAAUGAUGAGGGACAUUCACUUUGAGAGACGUUAAUUAUGGAGCCAUGUGACAGUAUAGAAGUAUAAAGACAUGGUGUUGGGACAAGACGUCUGGACAAUACCAUUUCAAGUGCAGCAAGACUGCUAGGGAUUACCCUCACCCUGGACAAUGCUGGUGCAUAAUGUCAAUUUAGAUUUAGAUUCAUUUUUAAUUAUGAUUUGCUUGUCGGGAAAAUAUGCUUUAUUUUCGAAAAUAAGUGUAUGAAUCGAUUUUAUGUCAAUGAAGAUUAAUCGUUAUGUCAAAUUUCACUCUAUACGGCAGCAGGAUAAUUUUUGUAUCACAAUUCAAAUCAAUUGCUGAUCAAUUUUUGAUAUUUCGACCAACAUUAUCAUAAUUAUGGGACUGUUUUUUUUCGAUAAAUUUUGAUGUAAAAUAACUAAAGUUUGAUUUAUUUUUCUCACUAAAAUUAUAAUAAUC
Molecule: messenger RNA, 1192 nt
Organism: Bolinopsis microptera
Lineage: Eukaryota; Metazoa; Ctenophora; Tentaculata; Lobata; Bolinopsidae
Product: ciliary microtubule inner protein 2C-like
Exons: 5
Coding region: 134-769 (211 amino acids)
Source: RefSeq, a predicted model, not a curated record